AUGCAGUUUCAAGCUACACCGCAACCUUAUCUCCGCGAGCACACGACUUAUUCCCAUCUCAAUAUUCCCGUGGGACCAUGUUCUCUGAAUACAGUUACAGUAAAACCUAACAAAUUUCCAGAUGCAUCCCGCUUCCUAGCUCAGUCUCAGUCACGACUCACCACACGCCCGGAAGAGAACCGUACGAAUGAGCGUGAUCGGAGGCCGAACUUCAACUUCCCCAGAUAUAACAAUGUCUCACGUUCCUACCUAAGCCGAAAUGGACAUCCGUACCAGUCCGGUUCUUCUCAGUUACCGCAUCUUCCCUUCGCAUCAAGACCCUCCACACAACCCGCACCUCUCUUCUUCAGCGCCACGGACGAGUUUCUGGAAGACGACGAACAUGAGCGUGAGCGUGAGAUAGCAGACUACUAUGCUUUGCAGAGGUCGCGCCGGAAUUUUGGAAAUAUACCUUUAGAAGAAUCCUCCGAGCUUGACGAUGAUAAUGAAUCUCAACCCUUCCAGAGCAGGAGUGGGAAAGACGGGCCGUAUGCGCAAAAGGGUAUCAAGAGCUCAUGGAGAGAUGACAAGCUACUACAUUCUCAAAGGCGAACACGAAAUGUCUCACCGUCGACUUCGGAUCUGAACGAGCGGGACGAAGACGAUGAGAGUCAUGGAGGUCCGUUCGGAAAGGGGAAGAUGGUGGAUGUUGGACUUGAUAAUCCGACAAGCUCUACAGCUUCGUUCACCAGUACUUCCAACGCUGCGGAUGAUGAUAAUGCCCCAAUACAAAAAUUCCGCAGGCAACCCCAAGCUGACAGUGACUAUAUAGAAGGUCCCAGCGAUUCGAUAACUCGAGAUGGUGAUAAGCUAGGUUUACUGCAGCAAGAACGCCCAACCAGUUCAGGCGCUUCGUCCUUUCACAAUACCAUGGACCAAACACCGGCAUCGGAACGCCCUACUCACGAUGCAUUCUGGGGUCAUCUUUUCAUUAUAUGUCUAAUCGGCUUAUUCGCAACGGCAUUCCUCGUAUGGCUGCACACGGCACCUCCGUCAGAUGGUAGAUGGAAAUUGGUGGACACAAUUUAUACUACGAUCCACAAAUCCUACUUCCUACUCGGUAUCUACACACUUGUCUCCAUCCUCGUGUCCCUUCUAUGGCUCGCACUCUUGCGAUCUUAUAUACGAUUCCUUGUCCAUGGAAUGAUCAUCGCUGUCCCGGUGAUUCUAUACUCCUUUUCAUUAUAUCCAUUCAUCUCCAGUUUCCGUGGUUCCUGGCACGGCAAAACUUUCCAGGAUCAUGUCAUGCGGUGGGGAUCGAUUAUCCCCUUUGUUAUGUCCACACUCUGGAUAUAUGCCAUUGUGCGAAAUCGGCAUUCCACUGGGAAAGCCAUCAGCAUACUGGAGUUUGCAUGUCGAGUACUGGCUUCGAAUCCAGCUCUUCUCGUCCUCGGACUGGUUAUCCUCGUCGUAACCGUUUCGUGGACUUGGCUGUGGAUGAUUAUGUUUACGCGAAUUUUUCUUGGUGGAUCAAUCCGCUCAGACAACUCCUUUGUCAUAAGCUUCAGUAGCUGGUGGCUCGGAGCUUACUUCAUCAUAGUCUAUCUAUGGUCUCUUGGUGUCAUUGCAGGCAUUCAACGGGCUGUGACAGCAGCUACGGUGAGCCAAUGGUACUUUCAUCGUUUGACCCUUCCAGCACCUACAUCUGCACAGAUUGUGAAAGCUGCAAUGUCACAUGCUCUGACUACCCUCUUCGGAUCGAUAUCAUUAUUCUCUCUCAUAGUUUUACUCCUCAAACUUCCUCUCUUGGUUUUGCAUAGACGCAUUGCUUCAGUCAUUGCGUUAUUUGCUUAUUCCCUUAUCCCUUCCCCUAUCGCAGCUCUGGUCAACCCUCUGACUCUGACCUACGCUGCAAUUCACUCCCAGCCUCUUGCACAAUCAGCCCGUGGGUUCACACAAAUGGCAGUAUUCUCGACAUUCAGCACAUCGGGCGGCUUAUACGCUCCAUCAUCAAUACCCCGUGGCGGAUCCAAUGGCAAUUCCCUUCUUUCCUACCGACUUUCCAAAAUGAUACUUCACGCCUGUCGAUUCGCAAUGUCACUAGCCCUCGGAUUCGGCGGCUGGGUCACGGCAGCCCGCAAUCUCGACGUAACCGGCAGCAACAGCACCAUCCGCGGCAGUUUGUACGCCUACAUCAUCGGUCUGAUUGCAGGCACAAUCGGCUGGGGCGUUUUGGGAUCAAUGGAGAAUGUGCUAGCAUGCGUCGUGGAUUCUGCACUGGUCUGCUGGGCAAGCGAAGUAGGUAAUUCGGGACGUGAGGCUACGUAUUGUCGUGAGGCAGAGUGGCUGUUUAGAGAUGAUAUCUUUACCGCUAUUUCGGGUGAGAAUCGAUGGAAUAGGGUUUGAGCUAUCAUUAACGUAUUACCGACAAAUUUCUAUUUUUUCUUUUUUAUUUCAUUUCAUAGUUGGAGUCUCCUAGAUAAAAUGGUCCAUUUGCAUGCAUGUACGAAGAUGGACGGAGAAUAAUAAGGUCAAAUCAGAUUAUUUAUUAUCAGCCAUGUCAUCUCGAUGAAAUUG
Molecule: messenger RNA, 2556 nt
Organism: Talaromyces stipitatus ATCC 10500
Lineage: Eukaryota; Fungi; Ascomycota; Eurotiomycetes; Eurotiales; Trichocomaceae
Exons: 2
Coding region: 1-2385 (794 amino acids)
Biological process (GO): transmembrane transport
Cellular component (GO): plasma membrane
Molecular function (GO): transmembrane transporter activity
Source: RefSeq, a predicted model, not a curated record